Paramecium sonneborni is the source of this 1488-nucleotide messenger RNA. The record is from the annotation of a GenBank genome assembly. NCBI's taxonomy places the organism in Eukaryota, Ciliophora, Oligohymenophorea, Peniculida, Parameciidae.
AUGUAAAUUAGAUGUGCUUAAAUCCAUCAUGAAAAUGAACAAAUAAUUGGAGUUUGUAUUAACAAAUAAUGUCAGUAUUAAAGGCUGUAUUGUAAUUUAUGCUUUCCUAAUCAUAUUCUGCAUCUUAACGAAUUGAAACCUUUUGAAGAAUUAUAAAAUUGGAUUUAAUCAAAGGUUCUCAUAAUUAAUGAUUUGUUCAAAGAAGCUUAAGAGUGCAAAUUAAUUAUUGAUAGUCUUUUCAAUUUAUUUGCACCUUACCUCAAAAUAAGUGUAGAGUAGUUUCUUGGAUUAGGUAUUAAAUAAAUUAAUUGCAUGAUUUAAAGUUUCAAUUAAAUCAAAGCUUGUGAGCAGACAUUAUUUAUCUUAAUUAAAUCUUCAUUCGAAUAAAUUAAAUCACUUGUUUACCAAAUUAAAAAAAAACUUAAGAAUUAGGCAAAUUUUAAGGAAAAUGUUAAUAUACCACCUAUACAACAACUAAAUUCAAUUAAUAUAGACUAACCAAAAUGUAUAAGUACAUUGGAACCAAAUUUAACAAAACUUAACUUUUAGAUUAUGAGUUAACAUUCAAUUAAAUAAAAUGAAAAUUGUUAAGCAAUUGCAUUCAAUAAAGAUUGUUCAAUAUUAAUAGCUGGGUCUAAUGAAGAGAUUAAAGUAUAUAAACAUUUAUAAGGGAAAUUGAAUCAAAUAUAAGUAUUAAACGAGCAUAAAUCUGAUGUUUAUACUUUAAAUUUUAUGAAUAAAACAAAUAAUUUUAUUUCUGGAAGUUGUGAUAAUUCAAUUAUAAUAUGGUAAAUGAAUUAAGAUAAUUAAUGGAAUUUAAUUUAAAAAUUAAAUGAUCAUUCAAGUAGUAUUAAUUGCUUAUUAUUAAAUAAUAAUGAUGAUAUCAUAAUAUCAGGUAGUUAUAAAGAUAUAAAAUUUUGGAUGAAAUAGAAAACAUGGUUAUGUUAAUAAACCAUAACUGUUCACACUGAUAGUGUUUUUUCAUUAAGUCUUAAUGAACAUUAAAAUUAAUUGAUUUCAUGUUCAUAAGAUAAUUUAAUAUUAAUAAUUGGAUAAUCUCAACUAAAUAAAAAAUGGAGUGUUAUAUAAAUGAUAAAAGUAGAUUAAUUUGGAUUUAGAUUAUGUUUUAUCAAUCAUAACUUAUUUGCAUUCUAACCAUAUCUUAAAGAAUAAUUAUAUAUUUAUGAAAUAGAGAGCCAUUCUCUUUAGUUUAGAAAAACCAAGGAAGUUGAAGUAAAAUGUGGGUUAAAUUUUUGUAAUUGCUUUUUUCCAUUAUAAUAUAUAAAAUCAAAGUAUCUAUUAGUGAAUAAGAAUGGUAAAUAUGUAAAUAUAAUUAUGAUGAAAUAAAAUGGUGACUUUAUCAUGCAAUAAUCUAUUGAAUUUGAUAGUUAUGAUAUUUAUGGAUAAUUAAGUAAUGAUGGAGAGUAUUUGAUAACUUGGGAUAGAGUUUCAAAGGAAAUUAAAAUAAGGAAGUGUUAAGAAUUAUGA